Molecule: messenger RNA, 2588 nt
Organism: Pyrus x bretschneideri (Chinese white pear)
Lineage: Eukaryota; Viridiplantae; Streptophyta; Magnoliopsida; Rosales; Rosaceae
Product: protein SENSITIVE TO UV 2
Exons: 12
Coding region: 126-2216 (696 amino acids)
Biological process (GO): DNA damage response
Source: RefSeq, a predicted model, not a curated record
GAAAAUUCCCCAAGUUGAAACUUGGCAAGCGGAAAAACGAGAGCCCUUAAAUUAGGAGCCUUUUCCUGGGGCAAUGGCGGUUCUUGUCCAGUCUCCACUCAAAAGAAAAUAAUCAAUCGAAGAAGAUGAACCAACUGGACGACGACGACGAUUGGGACUUAAUUUUCACUGAACAAGCCGUACAAGUCGCCCAAGUACAAGAGCGUGCUUACUCUACUCAGCAGCAGCAUCACCCGCCGCCGCACCACCACCAAACUCCUCCGCAUUCUUUCUCGGAACCAUCGCAAUAUCACCAUCACCAACAAGAGCCGCCGCCCCCGCCUUCUUACUCCAAUCCCGUUAGGCCCAUUUCCUACUCCCCUCCGCGAGAGCUCACUCAGAGGACCACCACCACCACCAAUGCAUUUGCAAUUUCCCUUUCUCCUUCGCCUCCUUCUUCAGCAUUGCCUCCCUCUGCUAGCCGUCCUGAAGUUGACAGAGAAAAAGAACUCGAAAUCGACCGCUUAAAGGAAGAACUGGGACGUGUCUCAAAGCAGCUUUUGCACUUGGAACAAGAAUGCUUUGAACUAAGGAAGGAAAAGGACAAACAUCGUAAAUUUGUAAGUUCAAUGACUGAAAAGAAAGAAGCAGCUACUAGGAACUCUGAUGGUACAAAUUUGUCCCGUGACAUUAAGGAAUCUGGAGAUGUCCUAGUCAAUCAUAAGGAUUCUCGACAAUUUCAAAAUGCAUUAUGUUUAAGUGGUCAGCCUGGCUCUCGGAUUGAUAUUGGUGUGUCAACCUCUAAAGCUACAAGUGUUCAAACUGAUGAAACUAGUGCUUCUGCCCGACAAAUCCCAAAUGAUGACCUCUCAAAGAAAUUACUAUCCAUCUGGGGCUCUUCAAAUGAUUCAAAUGAACAAGAGUUAGGAAGAAAUGUAAUUUCGAAUUUGCUUAUGGAUUGCCAAACAGAUUUCCUGUUCCUUUUUGGCUGCAUUGGCAUUAAUAGAAUGGACAAGCUGGGAGAUGAUAGCUCUUCUAUUGCAGCUUCGCAGUACCACUUACACAUGUCUCAUACUCCAGAAGCAGCAAAAGUUUCUCAUCUUUAUUCUGUCUUGACCAAGGCAAAAAAUGGAAUGUUAAAGUUGGAGGCCUUGUUUCAACCAUUACUCAACCUCUGUAGUCUUGAAAAUGUUAUCAUUGUUCAGGCAUCUCUACAUAUACUGCAUGUGUUUUUGAGGCACCUGGUAAGGCUGGAAAGGCAUUUUGAGAGAAGGGUCAAUGUUAUGGUCGAGGGACUUGGAAUGAAAUAUUCUUAUGCUGAAAGUCAAAGCAAGAAUGGAGUUUGGAAUAAUGGCAUUGCAACUUGGUUUUCUAAUAUAGACUGGAUUUCUCUCUUUGAGGUGAUCCUACAAGCUACCAUGAAGAAUACAAACCAAGGUGUAAGGCUAGAAGCAGUCUCUGUUAUGAAUAUGAUUAUAAUGAGAAGUAAUGCCUUUGUGGAGAGAGAAAGGUUUGGCCAAACACUGGUGUUUGAAAUUCUUUCACAGUUGCUUGCAAAGGAAGCUGGUUUUGAGGCCCGAAAACAAGCCGUGCAACUUCUAUAUAUGCUACUGAAUUGUCCUAAAAUACUGGUCAAGUUCUGUUCUGAUUAUAAAGAGGGGAAAGCUGCCCUUGCUAUGGAUGAUAACGUAGGCGAUGCAUCAGGUUACCAAAAAUGUAGCAUGAUCCUUCAAGGAUUGGCAGAUUGUAUAGCUUGCUGUGGGAACAGUUUAGAGGAACUGAAACUUCGCAGAAUUGCUGUUCUUUUACUGGCUUUCCUAGCCUCGUCUGGAGCAUCUGGCUUCGAAAUACUUGUGAGUCACAAGCUCUUUCGAGAUGCAAACUUUCUGAUGUUGAUUUUACAAGUUUUGGCAUCGGAGGUAGAUACAGAACCAGCAGUCAAUGCUGAUCAAGCACAGAUUUUCAAAGAGAGGACCUUGCUGUUGAGGGAGGCUCUUAUCCUACUUAACAGGCUGGUUUCAAACCCAGCAUAUUCUGCCACUGUCUUGGGUUUAUUAACAAACAGCAGGGACAUGGCCAGCUUGACUGUUGAUGUUGCAAACCGAUUGUCCCGAAAAGACCAAAUAUGUGAGAAGUUUGAUGGCAUGACAAGGCAGAUGCGGGAGUCUGAAAUUGUAGACCUAGCUCGGGCAUUUAAGAAAAGGGUGUUCGUAUAUUUAGGAGAUAACAUACAGUAAAAAAAAAACAUUGCACCCUUUUGGCUCAAAUUUUUGUGUAUUUGUAUGUAUCGGCGUUGUUUUUACGACUGUUUGUAUGUUUCAACAUUAGACACGCAAGCAGUCGUCAUCAGCUGUGCAGUGCAAAUUUCGGUGGCAGCGCUCAACCCCCCAGCUGGAAAUGUAUUUCGACAUGCGGGCGCUAGUUAUUUAGCUGGAAAUUUUUGACAGGUCUCAGUGGAUGAUACAUAUGAUUCCACAUUUACCUUGUAAUGAUCAAAUUCUUGCUCAAAAUAUAGAGAGAGAGAGAGAGAGAAAAGCAGCUUCUGCUGAUUAGCAUCUUUUGCUGAUGUUCUUAUGAUAUGUUUUGAAUAUACAUUCAUCUUUUCAACA